ACAUAAACGGGACGCAAUACCUCAGCCCUUGUCCUGAGUAGCGAUCCGGACACUCGCGCGCCCCUGAUCGGAGUACACGGAGGUCCCGGCCUAGCACCCGAUUACUACUACCUUCUCCUCAGGCUAGUCCUUUCAUUCGGUUCCUGGGAGUGAAAACUGAUGGGAAUAUUACUAUGUUCGCGCCGGACGGUGAACUCGGGUCGUCGAUGAUAAUCGACAGGCUACACCUGAUCCAGGUGCCUACCCUCAUCAUCAACGGGAGGAUGGAUAUCUCGCAGGGCUUUGUGAUGUGUCCCUUCCUCGAGAGGAUAUGGAAGGUGAAGUGGCGUACCUUUGAUGGAACGGUCAAGCCAUACACCGAUGUGGGAGGAGAGGGAGGAGUUCAAGCAAGAAAUCUCGCAUUCCCAGAUAUGAAGUUCUCAUGAAUAUAGUGCAUAUGUCCCUCAGGGUGUACGACGCUAGACGUAGUUUCAAACUCACCAUGCAUGUAAGUACAUCUCCG
Messenger RNA from Fomitopsis serialis, 502 nucleotides. RefSeq lists its product as uncharacterized. The record is from RefSeq and is a predicted model, not a curated record. Lineage: Eukaryota; Fungi; Basidiomycota; Agaricomycetes; Polyporales; Fomitopsidaceae. The annotation marks the transcript as partial. The transcript has a single exon.